AUGGACGUGGUUUCGCCGGAACUCAACAGCCUCCUUCCCGACGAAAUCAUGGACAUGGAGGCCAUCGAGGUGGUGGCGCAGUCCAGCCAAGACGCGUCCGUCGCCAUGGAAACGGACUCCGUCGGCACGUCGACGGAACGUGGCCUCCACGGCGACACAGUCUCCACUUCCGGUUUAUCCUCCCAGCCGGUCACUCUGAGGCCGACGCUGGCCACCUCCGCCGCCACCACCAAGACCACAGACAGCGUCACGGGGACGACGGUCACCACGAGCACCUUACAGAAGCUGGCGCCGCUCAGCAUCUCCGCCAGCAACCACCAUCAGAUCAUCCUCAACAAGGUGGCGCAGGCCUCUGAGUCGGCACGGGCGGCGGGUGGUCAGAAGCUCGUAUUGACCACCAUAGGAAAGACUGGGCAGCCCAUCGUGCUGCAGCUGCCCCAUGCCACCACCAAGGUGGGAGGAGCGGCGGGAGUGACCGACGGAAAGUCCAUCAAGUUGGUGACAAUCGGCGGAAGGACAGAUUUAAAGCCGUUGGUCGGCAGUGCAGCCAGUCACGUGACUGCCUUACAAGGGCAACAGCUUAAGACUGUGCAGAUCGCCAAGAAAACGCCAGUGUCUUCGACUCCGCCCAUCAAGUUCAUCAUCACCAAACCGGUGAACAGCAAAGCGCUGAGUCCUCAGACGUCAGGCGCUCCCGUCAUUGCCGGAAGAGUCCUGGCGCAGAAUUCUCCGACGAUGCCUCAGAGGACGAUCACGCUCACCGAGUCCCAGCUUAAUACGGCGGCCAGCAUCCAAACCAUCGCCGGCAAAAAGAUCGCCAUCUCUCCCCUCAAGUCUCCUAGCAAGGUAACGGUGGUUUCCGUGGCAUCGCCAACCUCCGGAGGUGCUCAGAAGUCCAUGACUCUGCCGGUCGGCGUGGCGCUGGGCCAGCAGAUUCUCUCGGUGCCGCAGUCUACUUCGGUGUCACCUGUCAAGGUGGCCACCAGCCAGGCAGCAGCGCAGAAUAUCAAACCGGUCCAAUCUGUGGCGGUGGCCGGCUCCCAGUUCAAGACCAUCAUCCCACUGGCUGCCCAGCCUAACAUGCAACAGAUCCAGGUACCAGGAAGCCGCUUCCACUACGUUCGUUUGGUCACCGCCACAACGGCGAGUGGCGGCAUGCAGCCCAGUGCUUCCAGCACCAGCGCCAUGCAGCCAGCUAAACCCAUGGUGGUCAGCACAGGAGCGGUGAGGAUGUCGGUCCCCAUUGUGACGGCUCAGACGGUAAAACAGGUGGCGCCCAAACCAGCCACCCAGGUGGUCACCGGGUCGACGACCCAGCAGCGCCUCAUUAUGCCCGCCACAGCACUUCCCCAAAUCCAGCCCAAUUUUGCUAACCUGCCGCCAGGCACCGUCCUAGCGCCGGCCCCAGGCGGCGCGAAUGUGGGCUAUGCCGUGUAUCCGGCACAGUACGUCACGCAGCUUCAGCAGACGCCCAUUGUGACCCUUGCUAACAACUCCACAUUUUCCAACUCCGCCGCCACCGUUCAGACUCAGGCCCGACUACCGCUCAAUGGCAUGUCGGCAGAGGCGACGUCCCGGCCAAGGAAACCUUGUAAUUGCACGAAGUCUCAGUGUCUUAAACUAUAUUGCGAUUGCUUCGCAAACGGCGAGUUCUGCAGCAAUUGCAACUGCAACAACUGCUUCAACAAUUUGGAGCAUGAGACCGAGCGCUCCAAGGCCAUCAAGACAUGUUUGGACCGCAACCCGGAGGCCUUCAAGCCCAAGAUCGGCAAAGGGAAAGAGGGCGAGUCGGACCGGCGCCACAGCAAAGGCUGCAACUGUAAACGGUCGGGUUGCCUGAAAAACUACUGCGAGUGCUACGAGGCCAAGAUCAUGUGCUCGUCCAUCUGCAGGUGCAUCGGCUGCAAGAACUUCGAGGAGAGCCCGGAGAGGAAGACGCUCAUGCACUUAGCGGACGCCGCGGAGGUGAGGGUCCAGCAACAGACGGCGGCCAAGACCAAGCUCUCCUCACAGAUUUCAGACUUGCUCAUGAGGACAACGCCUGUAAUAUCAAGUGGGGGCGGCAGGCUCCCGUACACGUUUGUGACAAAGGAAGUGCUGGAAGCCACGUGCGAGUGCCUCCUGGAGCAGGCCAAGUGGGCGGAGCAGACGCGGCAACCUCAAGUGGAGGCCGAGCGCCUAAUCCUGGAAGAGUUUGGACACUGCCUCAUGAGCAUCAUCAACUCGGCAGGCAAAGCUAAAGCGGACUCCGCCGCCAUCAACAGCUAG
Molecule: messenger RNA, 2268 nt
Organism: Nerophis lumbriciformis (worm pipefish)
Lineage: Eukaryota; Metazoa; Chordata; Actinopteri; Syngnathiformes; Syngnathidae
Source: RefSeq, a predicted model, not a curated record